AUGGUGAAGGUGUUGACAUACUUCGGGAUGACAUUGGCUGCUUUCGCCUUCUGGCAAUCCAUGGACAAAGUCCACGUCUGGAUCGCUCUUCACCAAGACGAGAAGCAAGAAAGGAUGGAGAAGGAAGCUGAGGUAAAGAGGGUUAGAGCUGAGCUGCUGCGGAAAGCUAGAGAGGAGGAUCCUCUUGCUUGAUCAUCUUAUUAAUAAUUUGGAUUUCUAACCAAAUAUGCAAGUUCUUUUUUAUUUCAUUGUUAUGUGACACAAAAUGGAGUUUGCAUAAAACGACAAUAACCAUAUAUGCUAUUGAAUGUGGGAAUGAUGAUGAUGAAUAAGUAGCUUCCUCUUUUUUUUUUUUUUUGUAACACAAGUAGCUUCCUCUUUGUUGUUGUUUCUUCUCAACUAAAUGGAAUACUAGUGCAAGAGGUGUCAGAGUCUUGCUUUGACUUACCUCAACCUUGUGAAUCAUGGAUUCUGUGUUCAUGCACAAGUUUUAAGGAGGUUUCAAAUGUCAGUUCCGGUUAAUGAUGAUUCACGUUCACUAUCAAAGUAGAAAUAUAACCUGUCAAGUUU
Messenger RNA from Eruca vesicaria subsp. sativa (arugula), 570 nucleotides. NCBI's taxonomy places the organism in Eukaryota, Viridiplantae, Streptophyta, Magnoliopsida, Brassicales, Brassicaceae. The record is from the annotation of a GenBank genome assembly.